UUGUCAUCAAAAGAACAUACGGCUUUUGUGAGCAUCCAAAGCAAUGGACUUCCUCUCAACAAUCCCGGGUACUGAGCUACCAGAAAUCAGCGCCCCAACCUUCGCCCACUUCAUCCCUCUCCUGCUCUAUAACCCAUCCAUAAAAGCUGCAACACCUCAAACACACCAAUACGGCCCCUUGUCUUCCCAACAACUCGACAUCUACACCCCACCACCAGGUACACCACCCGCCGGCGAGCACGCUAAACCGCCGCUCUUCAUCUUCUACUACGGCGGAGGCUACAUGUCCGGCCGGAAACAAAUGUUGCUUCUCAGCCCAGAAGCAGGGAACGUGUACCUCCCUGGUCUCGCCUCCUUCCUCCCCUCCAAAGAAACACCGGAGUUGAAAAAAGAUCCGAAAGCAAUUGAUAAGCUUUAUCAUCAGAAUAUAGGAACCUUCAUCGCGAGCCACGGUUUCGUGGUCGUGAUUCCCGAUUAUAGACUUGUCAACAUGAAAACAGACUACACUUUCAACCCCGAGACAGAUGCACGCUUCCCCUCGGGCGGUGAGGAUGUCACGCUGUCUAUGAAAUGGGCAGUGCAUAACUUGUCUAAUAUCGCUGAUACCAAGACCGUCUUCGCGAUGGGACACAGUGCCGGCGCGAAUCAUCUCGCAACUGCUCUCUUGCUGCAGGAAUUCAUCCAGUCAGAUACUGAACUGAGGAGAAGCUUGAAGAAAUGGGCAAGUUUGAGUGCGACGUUUGAUUAUAUCCAUUCGAGAGAGCAGAGGAAGAUUGCUUGGUCGAGAUAUUUUGGUGACUUUGAGAAGAUUGGGGAGCGGUGUCCGACGGCGCUGGUCAGGGCGCUGGAGGAUAAGUAUAGGGGAAGGUCGAAAGAAGAGGUGGGGCAGGCGAGAGAAUUACCCGAGUUGUUGUGUUUGCAUGCUAGGAGGGAUCAUUUUGGAGCAGUUGAUCCCCAAAAAAGGUUUUGGGAUGCUUGGGUUGAGAAGGGAGGUAGAGGGGAGAUGAAAGAAGUUGUGGGAAAGGAACAUAAUCAUAUGAGUACCAUUUAUAGUGUCGGCUGUGGGGAUGAGGAAGUAGAGCGGUGGUUGGUAGAUGUGCUUCGGUGGUGCCUGGAGGGGCAGUGAUCACUUGCUUUGUGCAGGUUGGAUGUGGAUAAGCCAACGAUUGCUCUAGUUCUACUGAGGCCAUUAACGAGCUAGUCGACAAAACGCGCA
Messenger RNA from Hyaloscypha bicolor E, 1216 nucleotides. RefSeq names its product alpha/beta-hydrolase. Bases 44 to 1126 code for a protein of 360 amino acids. The record is from RefSeq and is a predicted model, not a curated record. NCBI's taxonomy places the organism in Eukaryota, Fungi, Ascomycota, Leotiomycetes, Helotiales, Hyaloscyphaceae. The transcript has a single exon.